Messenger RNA from Seminavis robusta, 2197 nucleotides. The record is from the annotation of a GenBank genome assembly. NCBI's taxonomy places the organism in Eukaryota, Bacillariophyta, Bacillariophyceae, Naviculales, Naviculaceae.
AUGAACAACAACAACCCACAUCAGGAGCCACAAGACCAGCAGGCUGCCGUCGCCGUGGCGACCGAGGAUACGGUCCCUCCUGAAGUGAAGUGGGAACCCGAGUUUCGUCAAUUUCAUGACAAACCAUUUGGGAUUCUCUACGCUCUCGCGUAUAUUGCCUUUUUGGCAUGCGGGUUCACUCUGGUCGGCAAGGCACAUCCCCGAUGGGAGCAUAAAACCGUCCUCAGCAAGACGGAUGCCGUGGGAGGUAUUGCCAUUUUAGAACCUAUCCCCAUUCGAGUGGUCUCGCCUCACUUUUACGGUGAUGUGGAACAGUGCUGUGGAGACGCGGCCAGAACAGCCGACGAUGAUUUUACCAAGGCUCUCGCUAGUCUCUUUGAUGAUGAUCUCAUUGUUACGCCCAUUCUCUCGCUCAAUUUGUGUCAUCAUCUAGACAGUGAUACCGCACUGAGACGACGAUUGCAGCAACAGCAAGACGCAGCAACCGAUGCAACAAAUACCGAUGAUGUGUGGGGCGAGGAUGACUUUUGGGGCAAAAUCUUUAAUCCACCCGUCUCCAAAUUUGAACAGGGAGAUGGAAUGUUUGACGCCUUUUUGGAAGCUCCCGAGAUUAUCGCCACACUUUGUUUGCUGGCCCUCGUUUUGGCUCUGAUGUGGAUUACGCUCAUUCGAUACUUUGCCACGCCCAUUGUCUUUGCAACGGAAGCCGUCAAGCUCGGAUUCUUUAUCUAUCUGGGCGUCGUCAACUUGCAAGCGGGUGCCGUAGGAGCGGCCAUUGUCGCCAUUUUCUGCGCGCUGGCCAUUAUUGCCUGGGAUAUCUAUACCUUCAAACAACUCAAGUUUGCCGGAAAAGUUCUCUCCUAUGCCGCCAAGAGUUUUUCCCACAACAUGAGCAUGUUUUGUGCCUUUUUGCCCAUUUUGGGGCUCUAUGCCGGAAAUGCCUACUUGUUUGUCUUGUUCUAUGCCAAAUCAUUUGAAGUCGUCGAAGUUACCCAGGUCACGGAUGGCUUUUGCAUCUACACGAGUCCAUCCUACACCAGCGGCCUGGUCGUCUACUGCAGCCUCGCAUAUCUUUGGUCCAUUCUACUGUUUGGAACCAUGAGGCUAUCCAUUGUUGCCAAUGUGAUUGGAUCCUGGCAUUUCCAUUCCGACAAUCCACCGGGCAUUACACGGGCCGUUAUCAAUACCUGCACCACCUCCAUGGGCACACUUUCGGCAUCGUCCUUGAUUCAAGCCAUUGCCGAGUACCUCAAUCGACUCUUCUUGGAAGAAGCCAUGUGGAAGAUGUGUUGCAAUCCCGUCUUUUGCAUCCUCUUGCCUCUUUAUUGCCUUUGUGGGCACUGCAUCAAGAUGCUCAUUUUGAUGUUGACCAAGUACUCCGUCAUUUUGCAUGUCUUUACGGGGAAAUCAUGGAUUGGAUCGGCCAAAAAGGUCAUCAAAAUACUCAAAAGGCAUUUCAAAGGAGGCUUUGUUACGGAAUAUGCCAGUACCAGCGUUUUGACAUUGGGCUCCUACGUGUUCAGCAUUGGGAUCUACUUCAUUGCGUGGGUUUGGAUGGACAAGGAGUACCACACAAAGACUUUCAUUGGAGUCAACGACAGCACCAUCCUGGUGGUGGCAUGGGUCUUCUUUGCGCUCUUCAACAUCUACUACCCAGUCCUCGGUUUGUAUCUGUUGAUUGUCAUCAACCGCGCAUUGUCCAAGUGGGAAUCGUUGGAUCCGGCCCUCUGGGUCACGCCCUUUGCCGCAACCUUUGUGGGCAUCAUUUCCAUGUUUUUCUUUAGCUAUUUGGCGGGCAUCUUUCUGGAUACUGUGGACACCCUGUUCCUUUGCUUUGCCAUUGACCGAGACAAUCGUGUGGACAUGGAAAAUGACGAGUUUGCAGGGUUGGUGAAAGAAGGAUGUCCAACAGUCUUGGAGACUCCCGAUUGCAGUGAGGACGAGGAUGACGAAAUGGACCUCGAUAAUGUGGAGGCUCAGCCAGUUAUGGUGACUACGGGCUUGGAGACAGAGCCAAAUUCCUCCAAGCAAGAGCCUGGUACUGUCUUCAGUGCGUAGCUAACUGGCGGACAACCCUCCAGUGGAGCGAUUGGAUUGAAUACAUGCAUGAUACCAGGUACCAUCACCGAGACAAGUCGGGGCGUCUCUUUUUACAUGAGUAGAUGGAAAUCUAAUAUAUUCUUAGUUGCAAAAUUGU